AUGAUUCAUCGGGACAGAAGAAAACCUCCGGUCGGAGGCAAGGAGCAGAAAUGUUUGGAUCUGGCUGGGAGUGCUCACAGCUCGAAUAUCAGAGGAACGCUUCUGCUGGUGUGUCCGUGGCCAAAGUCCCACAGACUGUAUGUGGAGAAGAUCAAGAUUGGAUAUUGUAGCUCCUGUCACUCAGGGAUCCGUACCACGGUGGGCUGGACUGUUCCUAUUGGCUUCCUGGUCAACACCUCACAGAUCAGUGUCGAUCAACAAUGCAACUUUCCCAAAGCGGUGGGGGACUUCUUUGGCUACAGCUGUGUACCAGGAGUAAAGGACAGAGAACACGACCCCAGAGGAAACAACCCUAAGAACYUGUGUGAAGCCUGCAUAGGAGACGACAACGAGAGACAUAUAUGUGUUAACAACAAGAGAGAGGAAGACACU
Messenger RNA from Salvelinus sp. IW2-2015, 432 nucleotides. Lineage: Eukaryota; Metazoa; Chordata; Actinopteri; Salmoniformes; Salmonidae. The record is from RefSeq and is a predicted model, not a curated record.